GCUAUGACUUUUUGACACAUAACGAAUGCCUCACUUGACUCCGCUGGUCCGUAGCUCUGUUCGUGACUAGCGCGUUUCUGACACAAGCGGGUCGUGUCGGCGUAUAUUUAAAGUAAUUGUGACAUAAAAAUACUUGGAGCUACACGAUGUUCCUUACACGUUCUGAAUACGACCGUGGUGUGAAUACAUUUUCACCGGAGGGUCGUUUGCUGCAAUUGGAAUAUGCAAAUCAAGCUAUCAAGCUGGGAUGCACAGCUAUUGGAAUUUCAACCUCAGAAGGGGUUGUUCUAGCUGUAGAAAAGCGAGUUACUUCCCCACUCAUGGAACCUACCACAAUAGAGAAGAUUGUUGAAAUAGACAAGCAUAUUGGCUGCGCAUCUUCUGGCUUCAUGGCUGAUUCACGUACCCUAAUCGAUCGCGCUAGAGUCGAGUGCCAAAAUCACUGGUUCAUAUACAAUGAGAAAAUGACUGUAGAAUCUGCUGCUCAAGCCGUCUCGAACUUAGCUAUUCAAUUUGGGGACAGUGACGACGAUGGUAGUGCGAUGUCAAGACCGUUUGGAGUAGCUAUUUUGUUUGCUGGGAUUGACGAAAAUGGCCCACAACUAUUCCACAUGGAUCCGUCGGGCACUUUCGUUCAAUUCGAUGCUAUGGCUAUUGGCUCUGGAAGUGAAGGAGCUCAACAGUCGUUGCAAGAAGUUUACCACAAGUCCAUGACUUUGAAAGAAGCAAUCACGUCAGUACUGACAAUUUUAAAGCAAGUAAUGGAGGAAAAAUUAAACGAUACCAACAUUGAAGUGAUGACUAUGACGCCUGAGAAAAUGUUCCAUAUGUUUACAAAGGAUGAACUACAGGAGGUGAUCAAAGAUAUUGCUUAAUUACAUCGAAUUUUUACCCGUUUUCACUUUAUAAUAUUAAUUAUACGCGAUGCGUAUUGCUGGUAUCGAAGACCACGUCUGUGAAACAAUCACUGCGAUUUGUAAUUAAUUAGGCAAACUGAAGAAUCAUGAUUACUUUUUUUUUAUUCUAAGAAUUUAUAAAAACGGUAGGAAAAUAUAAAAAAUCUGAAACUAU
Athalia rosae (coleseed sawfly) is the source of this 1071-nucleotide messenger RNA. It is a transcript of the gene Prosalpha5, whose product is annotated as proteasome subunit alpha type-5. NCBI's taxonomy places the organism in Eukaryota, Metazoa, Arthropoda, Insecta, Hymenoptera, Athaliidae. The record is from RefSeq and is a predicted model, not a curated record. Gene Ontology annotation, biological process: proteasome-mediated ubiquitin-dependent protein catabolic process. Gene Ontology annotation, cellular component: nucleus; proteasome core complex; proteasome core complex, alpha-subunit complex. The transcript has 3 exons. Bases 147 to 875 code for a protein of 242 amino acids.